AUGAGCAACAAUUAAUACAAUAGCAAAAAGCUGGCACCAUUCAAAAAGACUAGAGAUGCUCUAAAAGAUGAGUUGAAAAUACUUGUUCAAGAAUACUAACAAGAAGAAUAACUUAAUGAUAUUUACUUUGAUGAAAUUGGCCGUGCAGAGAAAGAAUUUGAACAACUUAUCAAAUAGAUAGAGGUCUUUAAUCGAAAUAAUCAUUCAAUGAAAAAUGAGAAAUAGACAGACUAAAAUUAAGGGUUUGAUGAAACGAUAGAAAAAAAUGUUAUCGAUACAUUGCAUCUCUUCCUUUUAAAUACAAGCAAGAAGGAAUAUUUAGAAGCCAUCUAGGAGACAGAAAUUGCAAAGAAAUCAAAAUAAGUGGGUAAUUUAGUCAUGAAUUCUGAUCAACCAAACCCUUUGGUUAAAGAAUAAGAUGACUAAGAAAUUCAAGAAAUGAAAAACGAAAAUGGUUAUUAUGUUACUUUGAGAUAAGGAGAAGCUUAAUUUGAAGUGAGAAUUCCUUUACAUAUCAAAACAUUCAAAGAACUCAAAUCAAUAGUCAAGUCAUGUGUUAUGGCAGAAGAAAAGGAAGUCUUUUAUACGGAUUACUUAGGUAAUUUAUUAUAGCCAGAAAUGAAUGUUAUUAAUGAACUCUAUCCUCCUAUUUAUGAAUUACUCAGAAACUAUCAACCAACAAUUGGGAUUUAAAUUGUGAAAUAGAAAAAGAUUAAAGAUGACACUAAAUUCACAGAUGCUGAUUUUGGCCUUGACGGUCUUAAUGACCUUAUGACCAAACAACUUAGACAAACAAAGAGAGCUAAAAAGCAAAUCAAUUGGUCGUAAUACUUAGACUACCUAACAAGUUUUAAAUAUCUGCUGGAAUCAUUUCUCUUUUUAUCUCUAUUAAUACUAUAUGUUUUGAUAGAAGUAGAUGAAAUUAAAUUUGUAACUAAUAGUUAAUUGCUCACUACUCUUAAUUAAUAAUUUUCAAUUUAGAAGUCCUACAUUAAUCCGAUCAGCAAUAUUUCUGAACUUAUUCUUUUUACCAUUCCGGAUGAUUAUCACAUUACUCCAAUACAUCCCUUAAAAUCAGCAUUAUUAGUGUAAACUCUUGUUGGUAUUGAAAACUUUGAUAAUUGUCACAUUUUGAAUGAAAAUCAAAGAGAGAUCUUUCUUGAAAAAAACUAGUCUUGCUUAAAAUAUGAUGACAUUCUAACAGAUGAUCUUAAUAAUAAUUUCACAUAGACUUAAUUCAAUCCUUAAUAAUACAAUCCUAAUUUUGGAGGAUAUGUAUGGGAAUUCAAUCUGAGUUCAAAAGAGAGUUUUAAAGAAAGUUAUGAUAGGUUAGUCGAAGAAAGUUGGGUUUAAUAUAAUAUUAAGCAAUCAAAAUUUAUAUUAAAUUACUAUAAUAGCCCAUCAAAAAGAUUAAUCCAAGUGGUGAUAACAUCCUUGUAUCUCUUCAAUGAUAAUCUGCUGAAUUAUAAUAGUAUUAAAUCAGAAGCUUUCGACUUAAGUGAAGAACCAAGUGCAUUCAUUAUAUACAAAAAUGUUAUUUUUUAUUGCGCAAUUAUACUUUUAAUAUCAUCAUUCUUUGAUUUUUUUGGAUUGUAUUUAGCUGGAACCAAAAAUCAUUUGAUUGAACUCUAUUUAUCAUACAACGAAUUACUCAACAAGAAAAAGAAAAUGUAAGCUAAAAAGAAGGAAAUAAGUGAAUAAGAUCAUAGAAUUAUGUUAUAAAAAGAGCUCAUCCUUAGUGAAUAUUUUAUCAUAAAUCUAAAAGUGGUUUUCAUCGUUAUUAGAAUCCCUCUAAUAUUUGAUAUCAUAUACAUAAUAUGUUAAUUAGGAUUAGUAAUUAAAAGGACUAUUGAUGUGUAAUAUGGAGCUGCACUAAAUUUAAUAGAUUUGCAAUCAAGUUAAUUUCAAGAUACUACGACUUUAUUCGGACCAUUAUUAUUGGCUAGAAUUUACUCUGCUGUGUUGCUACUAUUUUUGAUGAUUUCGAUAGUCAGAUUUCUUGGUAAUUGGAGUCCAUAUUUGAAAUGCUAUGGUUUAGUCAUGAUUAGAUUUAAUAAAGAAUCAUGGUUUUUGUUACUAGUUUUAAUCUAUAUAAUUAGUAUUUGUGCAAUGUCUUGGUCUAUAACUUUACAAGGUAAAUUAAUUAAUCAUGAUAAUUUCUUUUUCACCUUCAUAGGAUUGUUAAGAUGUACAUUAAAAUAUGGAUUGCAUAACGAUAUUGAUCAACAAGGCUUUUUUAAUAAUUAUGUAAAAGAAAUAAGCUACUCAUUUGAUACAAGAUAUUUACAAUACAUAAUUAUAAUUUGUAUUUCAUUGAUAAUGGUUCCAAUUUUUAUUUCGUUAAUGACAUAAUAAGUUCAUAAUACUAAAAUAGAAGCGAAAUAAAAAAUGCUAGAAAUGAAAAAAUAGGUAGAAGAAUGA
Molecule: messenger RNA, 2421 nt
Organism: Paramecium tetraurelia
Lineage: Eukaryota; Ciliophora; Oligohymenophorea; Peniculida; Parameciidae
Exons: 8
Source: RefSeq, a predicted model, not a curated record